Phragmites australis (common reed) is the source of this 812-nucleotide messenger RNA. RefSeq lists its product as uncharacterized. Bases 118 to 657 code for a protein of 179 amino acids. Gene Ontology annotation, cellular component: chloroplast. The record is from RefSeq and is a predicted model, not a curated record. Lineage: Eukaryota; Viridiplantae; Streptophyta; Magnoliopsida; Poales; Poaceae. The transcript has 3 exons.
AGCGAACACCGUCCAUUAACCGCGACAUCGGGAGGGAGCCGCGGCAGCAGGACGCAUCAAUUGGGGGUCCUUCGUUUGUCCGUACAGCCUCAGCGAGCGGAACCCGGAGGCCAAGGCAUGGGCGCGCCGCUGUGUCUGCUCCCGCCCGCCCCGCCGUGCUGCUCCUGCGGCGCUGGACUCGCUGGCCCGCUCAAGCUCACGGCCGCGCCUUCGUCGUCCCCCUCCGCGACGCGGUUGCGGUUCUCGGGCAGCCGUCGGAGGCGCGCCGGCGUGGCGCGGUCCGGCGGCGGCGGGGGCGGGGGCGACGGGGAGUCGGGUAAGAGCGGCGCGCUGGCGUUCUUUGGGGAGGACGGGGUGGUGGAGGACAUGGACGGGUACCUCGACUAUCUGUCCCUCGAGUACGACUCCGUCUGGGACACCAAGCCUGUUUGGUGUCAACCUUGGACAAUCUUGCUUUCUGGAACUGUCGCGGUUGCUUGUAGUUGGGUGCUACUCCAAUCCAUUGUGAUUACUGCAGGAGUUUCUUUUGCAAUAUGUGCAUGGUGGUACAUAUUUCUCUACUCAUACCCUAAGGCAUACACCGAGAUGAUAGCAGAGAGAAGAAGAAAGGUAGCCAAUGGCGCUGAAGAUACCUACGGAAUGGAGAAAAUCCAGUGAGGAAUUUCCAGCAGUGCUGCUGCAGACCUGUCUUGUUGCUUGUAUUGCUUGCUGAGAAUGAUAGUUAGAAAAUGAUUGUGCAGGCCCUAGCACAUAGCACCAUUGAUCUGUAGAACGUAUUUGUUCUGCUUUGUCUGUUCAAACCUUCAGCUUUA